GCGAUGCGUUUACACGGUGCUGGGUUCGAAAGAUUCGCCCCGGAGUUUGUUUUGACUCGACGUGUUGGAUAACUAGGUUAUCUAGUUCCUUAAAACCUCCUCAAAAUGCUCUUAUUAAAGUCGAUUCCACCGGUCAGGUGUUUGCAUAAAGCCGUGCAAUCCGCCCGAGGAGUAGCUGUUUUGAACGCGGACACAAAGAAAUGCUUCCGUAAUCCCAACAAGUCCAGCCCCCUAACUCACCUCCCGGAUUACACAUUUAUGGAUGGCCGCGUUGCACCGUACGGGUCGAAUCAGAAAAAACGCAUCAUGCAACAGCGCGAAAUUGCGAAGCAGAUUGUGACGCUCUCGAAGGAGAUGGAUUUCGCUGUUGAACGCCAUAAUCGCAUCGAGAUGGAAGCGAAGGAAGCGAAACAGAAACUGUUGCGCGAAAAGCUUAAACCAAAAGGUCAUUUAUUGUUGAAAAAGACGCAGUGAAGAGGUUUGAGGUAGCAGCAAUAAACGUAAGAAUUGGUAGUUGUUCAGGA
Messenger RNA from Anopheles darlingi, 524 nucleotides. RefSeq names its product 39S ribosomal protein L52, mitochondrial (gene mRpL52). The coding region runs from base 106 to 474 and encodes 122 amino acids. The record is from RefSeq and is a predicted model, not a curated record. Lineage: Eukaryota; Metazoa; Arthropoda; Insecta; Diptera; Culicidae. Gene Ontology annotation, molecular function: structural constituent of ribosome. Gene Ontology annotation, cellular component: mitochondrial large ribosomal subunit. The transcript has 3 exons. Gene Ontology annotation, biological process: mitochondrial translation.